UUGGCUAUCGGUUGCCCGUGAACGUCAGUUGAUAUACAGUAGCUUUCUUGCCGACAUGUCGUGCAUCGGCCAUCGUACAAUUAUUUAAAGGUUUUUUUUAAAGAUGGCGGCGCCCUGUGUCCUAGUCGCUAGCUGUUGCAGCUCGUUGACUACUUGUGAUAUCAUAAAGCAAAUUCUAGGAACGGAGGAACUGCCCGCUGCAUUACCCAUCACAGAAGGCAUUGUGGGAUACCCAUGGUCUAUAGCGAACAAAUACUACACAGCGCAGGUUGAGAUCUGCAGCACACCCGCAAAGACCAUCGGCGACGCUGCAUUUGCUGAUAGACUUGAAGCUGUCAUUCUCCUUUGCGAUGACAAGACAAGCAGUUUCGAUUCAGUCAAGCAAUGGAUGCCGUUCAUUGACCAACUGUCGCCAACCACUCAGAUACUGGCUUGCCAACAAUUCACUCUGACUGGAGAGAUAUCCAGACACACAGCCCAACUGUGGUGUUUAGAUCAUUCCUUUGAGCUAGUGGAGCUGGAACGAGCUGAAGAUGAAGAGGAAGAAGACGAAGACGAGUAUGACAUCACUGGGGUCAAGCGGAUCAUAUCAGCCCUCCAUGCCCACACAUGGUCCAAUCUGGAGUUGAAAGAAAGCAGAGGUAUUUUUGGUCUUCUACAAUCUGAAAUGCUAAAUGCAAGCAAACAGAAUUCCAGUGAAGAGUCCACGCAGCACGGUGCAGUAAACUCAGUACCAGAGACAAAUACCCAUACACAACCCAGGACAGAUGCUGAACCAUCUGAAGUAUUAGUAUGUGACAAAGACAGUGUUGUGUCAAAGAAGAAAUUAGAUAGUGCAGCCUCAAAUGAUGUCGAAGAGAGUAGUACCGCUGGAGAGAAGACUACCCUUUCAGAGGAUACCACAACUGGUGCAGAGUCUAAUUCGUCAGCUGGAGACAGCAGGAGCGACAGUGGAACUGACAGUGCUUCCUCUGGAAAAGGAACAGCCUCAACGCAAGACAGGAUAGACAACCUGCUGAAUGAUGACAUGCAGCUGUUCAGAGCCUUAGGGAGCGAGGACCCCGGGGAGGAAUCCUUCGAAGGAUUAUUUGCAAGGAUGGCGGCCAUGAAAGAGAGGGCAGCAGGUUUGUCUGGAGAGGAGCGCAAGAGGUACGCUGAGAAGGUUGCCGUGUCCUUCUGGAAAGCUCUAGGAGGGGAUGAUGAUGAGGUAGAAGGACUGGAUUCAGAUUAACGCUUGGAGUAUUUGAGAUGCUACAAUGUACACACUUCCAACAAAGAAAAAUCACCUAAACACAAUUUAUUUAUUAUUUCUAUCAUUUUCCAAUGAUUCUUACAGAAUUCAUCAAUGUCAGUACAAGAAUGGUUAACAUUACAAAAUCAUUGAAAAAACUGUAUACAUGUAUAAAAAGUGAAAUGGAAUGUCAUUAUCAGCUGAUGAUUCACUUAUGCUAAGUGAAAAAAGUUUGGUUAUUUAGGGAUGUACAAAUACAAUGAAAUAAAAAUGGACAGCAUUUUGGGAUAAAAAUACAUGUAUGAUGACGAAAGCACAAUAACUGAUAUUUCAAGGAAACAACCGAAACAAAUUGUAAGUAGUCACAAAUUUGAAUAAUGCAACAAAAUUGACUUCAAACUGUUGUACAUAUUUAUUUUAUAACCAUAGUUCAUUGUUUUACCACUUGUUUUCACAAAACUGUAUUUGUAUACAUAAAUCUUGACUAAUCCUUUUGUUUUUAGAUUAUGUGAUGGAGUGACCAAUGCCAUUGAUAACUUUGCCUUUUUUUAGCCGUGGACUACGCUUUGUAACUUUUGGACUGCUCAGAAUUAUUCUACACUAAAGAAAUUUGCUUGAAAAAAAUGACACCAAAUACACCCACCAUUAAAUUUUGUUGUGAAUGGUCAGCCUUCUGCUAUAUGUCAUAUUUUGAUGCUGUUAACAUGAAUUAAUCACUAAAAUACCUCAAAAUCAUAACCUAGUCAUAUCUGGAAACAUGAAGUUCUAGCCACUCAGUAAUUGCUAACAUUGUUUUUACAUAUAAUAAUCCUAUAAUUAAUUCCUCAUGAGGUAUCUUGCUCUAAAGCUAAUACAUUUCUUUUCCUUUUUUUAAGUUUAAAUUAAACAGCCUGCUUCUUUUGACUUUCCGCUUAAAGAUAAUGUGUUGAUGCAAAAUCUGCUUGUUCAAUUUUUAGUGUAAUUUUCAAAGCUUUGAAAUAUUUGAAAUAAAUGUAUGUAAUUAUAAAGAAAAAGAGGAGUACAUUUGUACUUAAAAAUA
Patiria miniata (bat star) is the source of this 2270-nucleotide messenger RNA. RefSeq names its product alpha- and gamma-adaptin-binding protein p34-like (gene aagab). The transcript has 8 exons. The coding region runs from base 104 to 1231 and encodes 375 amino acids. The record is from RefSeq and is a predicted model, not a curated record. Lineage: Eukaryota; Metazoa; Echinodermata; Asteroidea; Valvatida; Asterinidae.